Molecule: messenger RNA, 567 nt
Organism: Cylicostephanus goldi
Lineage: Eukaryota; Metazoa; Nematoda; Chromadorea; Rhabditida; Strongylidae
Source: the annotation of a GenBank genome assembly
GUACAUUCCCAGAAUCAUGUAAGAAUGCUGCUCAGAAAAAUCACUUUAGGACCCGUAAUGAUCACAAAAAAUCCAUGCCAUGUAGCCGGAGAUGUGAGAAUGUUUACGGCUGUUUAUCAACCAGCAUUGGCACAUCUCUUCGAUGUGGUUGUGUUUCCCAGACAUGGACCCCGCCCACAUCCGGACGAGAUGGCUGGUAGCGACCUAGAUGGUGAUGAGUAUUCCGUGAUAUUCGAUCCAGAUAUCCACUUCGACCAUAAUGAAGAGGCAAUGACGCUUGUUCAGACUGACGAUAUGGUCGACUUUUUCCUGAAAUAUCUAAGACAGGACUCUAUUGGCAGAAUGAGCAAUGCACACUUGAUUCUUGCAGAUCGAAAAGGAUUGUUUGAUGAAGUCUGCAAUGGAAUAGCUCGAAAAUGUGCUAUUGCUGUUGAUUUCCCAAAAAGUGGGGAACCGGCUGAGCCAUUGACAGUUCAUGAGCAAAGCGAUAUUGUGCCAGAUUACAUGUUCUCGGUGGUGAAGCCAAUGUACCGAAGUCCACGCCUCAACGGACAAAUUUACAGGUAA